UACCUUCAAUAAACAAUUCAAGUCAAUCGACUGCAGGACUCCGGCAGAAAGCGUUAGAAAACCGCGUCGUUCGUGUAGGGAAAAGGCGCUGUCGGCCCUUCAAAACCGAAAGCCCGGCGAAUUUGGCGUCGCCCGCAAUAGGAAGAAAGCUGAACAUGCUGUCGAAGGCUGUCGCGCGUUUCCGAAAACGCAACGUAAUUCUCAAAGGAAUCUUGUCUAAAUCCAUUUGAACAGAUGCUGUUCAAGGGCGACUGCAGGCAGCGCUAACCUCACUGCGUCUCUGACGCGACUCAAGGGCCAUCUCCAUCUGUGCCUGUGCUCAGGAAAUCAGGGUAUGGGCAGUAGACUAAUUUUAACACUCAAGAUCUAGAAGCUAAAAGUUACAUGCCCAAGGAUUUGGGAGCUCGCAUGGAUCACAGGACCAUGGCCCUGUUCAUAUCUCAGCAGUGGUAACCAUAAGUUAAACCAACAUACUUUACAUGCUCAUCUUCUGUAGUGACGGGCAAACACCCUUUUAAAGUUGCAUUUGACUUCUCAUAUCUGCGUGGAUUGAAAACCUCUGUUUUGAAGCUAAAAGCCAUUAGAUCUCUAGGUGGAAAAUAAUUGAGCAUUUAUUUUUCCUCUGUCGUGGUGGCCAGCCAUAGAAGGGACCAUAAUAUUGAACAUGACUCAUGGGGAAGAGAGUGGCCCUGAGACGCACCAGGAUUCUGCUGUUCUAACAUAUCUGGAAGGCUUACUCAUGCAUCGGGUAGCAGGAGCACAAGGUGCCAAGGCAACACAACAAGGUGAGGCUGGCGGUGGCAACGAGGACCAGAGGAACAAAGAGCAAACAGGACUUACAUUGCCUAGUCAUAGUGAUCAACAGGACAAAACAGCUGCACAUGGAGGGACCACACAGCAUCUCAAAAAAGCUCGUCUACUGCGCUCAGAAGCCUGGACCGAAUGUGAGAGCCAGAAGAGGUCGACGGCUUCUACGGAGCUCAACGGGCAGAAGGAGGAACUCCAUGGUGGGAUGAAUGGUUCCUCACAGUGUAAAGGAGAGAGCACACUUCUGGCGAGCCUGCUUCAGUCUUUUAGCACGAGGCUCCAGAAUGUUGCUCUAUCACAGCACAUUGUUCAAAACCUGAUGCAACAGAAUGCCUCUAGUCCAGUCAGAGAGCCUGACCAAAUAGACAAGGCAUCCGAGCACAGCCCUGGAUCUGCCCCAAGUCACUUCAAAGGGGUGACGGGAAAUGCCAGUGUGCAAAAUCACAGCAUCAAUGAGUCGUAUGACCACCGACGUACAAGCCAGAAGAGGUUAUCGGAGUCUCCAAUGACACCACAGCACAGCUCUCGCUCCCCUUCUUCAGAAUCCUUGCCUUGCACCGAACGUCUGAAGGCUGUGGCCAGUCUGGUAAAUAUCAGGUCGAGCCCUGCGCCUUCACCCAAACCCAGUGUGGCAUGCAGUCAGCUGGCUCUGCUGCUUUCUAGUGAGGCUCACCUGCAACAGUAUUCCCGGGAACAGGCCCUCAAAGCUCAGCUAGCAGGGCGAUCAGCCAGUGAGAGGCUUGCAGCCAUAGCCACGCAGCAAACUCAUGAAAAGAAACAACCUAUGACAUCUGGGCAGUCUCAGUCAAACCAGGACACACUAAGCUCCUUACACACCAAAAAUGGGAUACCUUCUCAAAUGUCAACAAACUCCAGUAGGCAGAGUCCAGGCCUAAGUACAGGGCAAAGUAGAUCAGAGGGUUCUGUGACGAGAGCACAUCCAUUCAGAGAGCGACGACCUUUUGAGAGGCAUGGAAGGCCAUCGCAGAACUGCAGCAGUCUGCUGCUUCAGCUUCUGAACAGCCACAACACACCACAGCGACUCACUUGCCAGGGUCACAUGAAGGAGGAUGUCAGCAUCUUCUCCAGUCGAGACUCUCCUCUGUUUUCAGACAGUGAGCACUCAAAUCCUGCCAGCAGCCUGCCAAAAGACAGUAGUGAUGCUGAGAGCACUCACUCUAGUUGCUCUCCUAUUGACCUUUCCUUAAAGGGCAAAAUAAACAUCCCAGCAACACUCUCUUCAUCUUCUUCACCGGCACGGGACAAGGUCACAGAGUCACCCAAAAACAAGUGGAUGUUGAAUAACUCGCCUCCAAAAGGCCCUGUUGGACACCAAGAGGUACACACUUGUCCGGAAAUGAAACCCCAUCACAAGGUUACCCUUUUGGAGUUGCUUCUUGAUCACAAAAAUAAUGAGAAGGCAAAUAAAGGGCUGGAUAAUCCGGAGUUACAGCCAGUCACGGUCCCUAAGGUCAAUAGUGUAUGUACAACCACUCAGACAAUUUUUUAUACAGGAAGGUGUAAGGACACAACGGAACUAAGCCAAGUCUGUGGAAUGAAUACUAGAAGUCCCAAAGUACUGCCAGUGUUGCCCCAAGGCAGAGAUUGCAAUACUCGUACAUCUCCUUACACCCUUUACAGCUCCCCAAAUCAACAAUCUGUCCCUUUGGACCUGUGUAAGACUAAAACCCCUUCAAGUGGUGCAAGUGUCAAAGAAACAGCAUUCAGUGCUAGUAAACUGCUGCAAAACUUAGCCCAGUGUGGAAAACAAAGUGGAACAGCUUCACCAACAUCUAAAGCUCCCUUGCCUCCAUUUAAAAGGCAGACUCAAGAACUUAAAACAUCAAGUUCUGCAACUGUGCUAGAAAGACUUGCUGCACCAGUUAACAAAAACAGCACCCCGACAGGGUGGGAAGGAACACGUGUGAAAUCGCCAGUUGUGGCAGAACCUACCCAACGUGGCUCAGAGAUCGAAAAUCUCCUUGAACGGCGCACUGUCCUCCAGCUUCUUUUGGGGAAUAAAACGCAAAAAGAUAGAUCCACCAAUAAGCGAAAAAGAGAUUCUGGAAGGAGCAUUUCAGCAGAAAGGCAACCAAAUCACUUAAAAUGCCACAGUAAUUUGGACAGACCCUCACCAGACAUUUCAGUCAAAACUGAGACACUGGACGAGGGUGAAAUGUUUAACAAUGGCAAAGGUACAAAUCGAUGCCAGAACAUAUUAGCAGAAUCACCUAAACAGAGCUUCCAUACUCUCAAUCAGGGUACAGUAAAGCAGGAGCCACUAUCUCCAAUGGCAGUCUACAGAGAUGGUCUUCUAUCUCAUCUUUUGCAACAGCAGUCUAGAACAUUAAAGCCAAACCCUUUAGAGGACUCAAACAAUGGCUACAUCAAAGAGGAACCAGCAGAACAGCAGGGACCAACCAUCCCAAAGAAGAGAAAAUUUUCAGUUGAACCAGAGGACCACACAGAAGUAAGCCAGCAAGGAAUUUGUACUAGCUCUGGCAGCCAAAAAAACAAAAGCAACUGCUCAACCUCUGGAAUUCCAGAGGCGAAAGAGACCAGUGAUCCAUCCAGCCCCCCAGAGGCAGACAGUCCACCAGCUAAGUUUCCACCAUGUGAAUCUCCAAGUAAUGAAAAUCGUGGAUUCAAUGUUCUGAGGCAGCUACUUCUUUCUGACAACUGUUUGAAAGAACUGUCCCAGUCGAGGUGUAUGUUUAGUCCAAUGACGCAUCCCAUCCUAAAUGGGAGUAUGGUCGAACCACUUAACAAUGGUGAGCUUCAAACCUUUAAUCAAAAUCAAAGCCAGAGCCCCAACAAAAUCUCUUCAGUAAGAACAGGUAUAAAUAGACCAGAAUCUGUCCCGGACAUCCAGGCGACCCAAGAUCCUUCCAGGUCAAAACCUGACAUCACCACGCAGAGUGACUCAGUUAGUUUGGUCAACGGUGACAAUACAAUACAAGACCACCAGCGAGACUCGCCACGCUUGACUAAGGCCAACCCUAUUUUGUACUACAUGCUCCAGAGGAGCAAUGCACAUCUGUUUAGAGACAGAGGGGAGCUUGAACCAAGGUCAGGACAGUUCAGGGCACAGAUGAUGACGAAAGACGAGUCAGAGGCCUUUGACCUCAAAAUGAACUUGCAACAAAGCCCACAUAAUCACAGUGGAACUCAUAGCUGUGAAUCCCCACGACUGAAUGGCUCACUGAAGAAAUCCUAAUUGUGAAGUGGUAGAGGAAUUAGAACAUGCUUCUCUAUCUUCAUUCUCCUUCCUUAUUUGUAUUGUAGUUUUGUUGGUCGGGUUUUCAUGUAAUUUAUUCUGCUUUUAGUAAGAUGAUGAUAAUCCCAGUACUUUAUUUCUUGCUUUUGUUUCCAUAUUGUGAUUAUUGUCCUCAAAAACACAAUGACAUCAUUAAAUAAUCAGCAUUCUAAUUCUUACAUUAGUGUCACUAGCUCCUGACUAUGUAGCUAAAUGUCCUAAUGAAAACAAAUAGUUUGUUUCUUUACAUGGUUGAAGUUGAGUUUUGAGAGUAAGUUAUUUUGCAAUAGUGCAGGUUGUUAAUUAAUUGAAUUGCAACCCCCCAAUAUUAACAUUAUAAUGUGAAUUAUAAUUUGUGAUGCUGCAGAUGGAUAGAUCUUGAACUGCUGAUUUUGUCAUUUUAGACAGAAGUGUCUUUUUCAGACAGAAUUGUGCAUUGCUCAAUGUAGACAAUUUGUUCACCAUCGUAGAUGAACAAGGUUCAUCCUUAUGAUACCAUGAUAUAGUACAUGCAUGAUAUGUGACAAUUGUACACUUUGGUAUUGGUGUUUUUUGUUGUUGUUGUUGUUUUUGCUUUUUAAUUUUUUUUUCCCUUUAUUUUGUGACUAAUUUGUCAAGUGCUUUACAAUGACUCAGCAUUUUAAUGCAGCAAGUGUAGAGAUUUAUACAGCACCCUAUAAGGAACAAAAGAAGGUACAAAAAAAUAAACUUGACUACUAAAGAUUGAUUUUUGCUGAGCUAAAGUUUAAGUUUAAUAUGAUGUUAUGAAUAGGUCUUGGCAUCAGCAUGUGCCAUGAAUGUGUUGCAUUUUGUAAGAAAUUUGGAUUGUUGCAUUAAGAUGAGACAAAUCAAGCCUGCCAGACAUGCAGAGAGUGUAGUAAUUACGGGCAGGACGUGGUGUUUUAAUGAAGGAAGUGUUUGGUAUAAUUGCCAUUCACCACAUAUGAUACAGUAUGGUCUUAUAUUUCACAUAUUGGAAUAUAACAAGUUAUUUUUGUCCCCUUGAUCUUAAAGACUCGUUCUAAAAUAUAUUUAUGUACAUACCAUAAUCUUUAUCUUUAUGAAAGACAGCUAUUUUAUAUGGAUGAAAAGAGAAGCAUUUUAUUUUGAAAUUUCCUAAAGAGACUUCACAGUAAUGGCUGUGUGAAUAUGUACAUACUUUAGAGGAUGUUUUUGUCCUUCUUUUGCAUGUGUCUCUUGGUAAAAUGACAAUAAUCCGUUCUGCAACAUGUUGUGUUAUGUCAGAUAUUCAACAAGUACACCAAUGCCUGUUGCAUGCAGAUGCAUGAGAAGGUUCCAAUGUAUAACUGGACAUGGGGGAAUUCAAAGUCUUAAGCAUAAAUAUUUUGUCAUGAAGCCCGAUACGUAAAAUGUAUUCUGUCUGUUUACUUUGGGAAAUAGACUGCUGAGCAAAAUAUUGUAUUUGAACUUUUGAAACAGAUGUGCAUAUGAAAAUAUUUAUUUUCUUUUUAUUCUAUUUUAUUUUUUACAAGAGAAAAACCAAACAGGUAAAACAAUCAUGUCAUGUACAGUACAGCGCAAGUAUGGAUUACUUUGAUGUUUCACAGAUUUAACUUGGUUUUAAAAAGAAAUUGUUUUGGAGCAGGCUAACUGCAGCAUAUUGAAUAUUAUUGUGAUAUCAUUUUUGAAAUGUAUUUGUUUUGGUGUUUACUUGCACAGAUUUUGAAUAAAGUUCAAAAAUGCACAAUUAGAACAAA
This is a messenger RNA of Electrophorus electricus (electric eel), 5781 nucleotides long. It is a transcript of the gene nrip1a, whose product is annotated as nuclear receptor interacting protein 1a. Gene Ontology annotation, biological process: regulation of transcription by RNA polymerase II. Gene Ontology annotation, cellular component: nucleus. The record is from RefSeq and is a predicted model, not a curated record. Lineage: Eukaryota; Metazoa; Chordata; Actinopteri; Gymnotiformes; Gymnotidae. Gene Ontology annotation, molecular function: signaling receptor binding; transcription coregulator activity.